Coregonus clupeaformis (lake whitefish) is the source of this 3968-nucleotide messenger RNA. RefSeq names its product sperm-associated antigen 1. Gene Ontology annotation, cellular component: mitochondrion; cytosol. Bases 124 to 3042 code for a protein of 972 amino acids. Gene Ontology annotation, molecular function: heat shock protein binding. The record is from RefSeq and is a predicted model, not a curated record. The transcript has 19 exons. NCBI's taxonomy places the organism in Eukaryota, Metazoa, Chordata, Actinopteri, Salmoniformes, Salmonidae.
UUUCUCUGUUUAUGAGAGACACACACAGGUCGCUCGCUAACUUUACAUCGUAGCGAGUAAUUAUUUCGCUAAAUACCUACAACUUCUCAUUCCCUCCGUGACACGGUUAUUGUCUCGUCAGCCAUGAAUGCAGAGAUAGUUUCCUCACUUCUAACUCAAGAGGUGCCAGCAGGCACUACUGAGACCCCGUAUGCUGCAGCAGUUCCGGUGGAUCACCUGGACUAUGGCUACAUUGAGAAAUGCACUGACGUGAAAUACCUGGGGAAGAUUCUGAGGGUGCUAAGAUCUGGAGAUGAGGGUAUCUAUCCCCAUCUGAUAGAGUUCUGUGAGAGUCGUCUGGAGAGGUUGGACCCAAGAAGCCGUGCCCUCAGAAAGGACAACCCCCCAGCCACCGCUGCCUGCCUCUCUGGAGAUGAAUGGAGCCAGAUCACUGACGAACUCAAGAAGUGGGAGAGAGAUGCCAAAAUGAGUGAAACUGAGCUGAAACAACAAUCUUUAUUUCAUGAUCUUGAAAAUGAUAAUGUUCCCCCAGUACGUGGCUCAAGUUGCUCUAUUACUCUCAAGCAGAAUGCCGUUUCAAAUGGACAGAAGAAAACUUCACAGAAGAAGGUUCUUCCUCGUAAUUAUAUAGAAUGGGACCAGUAUGACGUCGACAGGGAGUGUGAUAAAAUUGAUGGAAAUGUAACAAAAAAGGAUCCCCCCGCAAUUAUAAACUCUAGAUAUCUGAAAAUCAGGAGCAAAAUGAAUACAACAGCGCUGACUGAGCAGGAGAAAGUCCUCGUUGCCAACCGUGAGAAGGUUAAAGGCAACGAGGCUUUCAAGGCCAACGACUAUGAAGAAGCAGUGGUGUAUUAUUCAAGGAGUCUGUCAGUGGUACCAACCGUAGCAGGUUACAACAACAGAGCCCAGUCAGAGAUCAACCUGCAGCACUGGCACAAUGCCCUCAACGACUGUCAGAAGGCACUGGAGAUGGAGCCAGGCAAUAUGAAAGCUCUGCUCCGCAGGGCCACAGUGCUGAAACAGCAGGGGAACUAUCAGAUGGCUGCUGAAGACCUGAGGAGCGUACUGCAGGCUGAACCACAGAACAUCACUGCUACUAAACUUCUGGUUGAGGUGGAUAAGAAACUAAACCAGUGUCAACCGGAGAAGGAACGUAAAAGCAAGAAGAUCGUCAUUCAGGAAGUGGAGAAUGAGCAAGGGGAAGACCAGAGAGCUUGUCCGGUUGAGCCCAGCGAGGCUGUGGGAGGGGAGAGUGCUGCUGCUGCUCCUGCCGAGAGAGGAGACAUGGGGAAUGCUCAGAAGAAGCCCCACGGCAGAGGUGGGGAAGGGGUCCCCAGCCCGCACACAGACCACAAUUCACACGGAGCCCACUGGAGAAACCGGGGAGGCAAUGCAGAGAAGUACAAGGUGAACCAGCAGGAUUCGGCGUCGGACAAGGGUCUGUGGAACGGAGCUCAGGGCUCUGGCAGGAGUGACUCUAAGGAAGCCAGGCCGGCUGGGGAAGACGGAAGCAACCUUGACGCCCCUUGUGGGGCCCUGCCCCCACCGCUGGCCCGGCUCAAGAAUGAGGGAAACCUGUUCUUUAAGAAUGGACAGUUUGCUGAUGCACUGGACAAAUACUCACAGGCCAUCACCGGCUUCACAGACUCAGGGAUGGACAGUCCUGAGGACCUGUGUGUUCUCUACUCUAACAGAGCUGCCUGCUACCUGAAAGAUGGAAACAGCUCUGAAUGUAUACAGGACUGCACCAGGUCCUUGGAGCUGCAGCCGUUCUCCCUCAAGCCCCUCCUACGCAGAGCCAUGGCUUAUGAGACUAUGGAGCGUUACCGACAAGCCUAUGUGGAUUACAAAACCGUGCUACAGAUAGAUAUCAGUGUGCAGGCUGCACACGACAGUGUCAACAGAAUCACGCGGUUGCUGAUAGAGCAGGAUGGAGAGCAGUGGAGAGAGAAACUACCUGAGAUCCCUCUGGUCCCACUAUCAGCUCAGCAGCACCGCAGGGAGGAACCGCCCAGCGCUGAGGUCCUACAGGCCAGAGCAGAGAAGGCCAAGCACCACGCAGCUAGAAAAGCAGAAGUUUGUUUCAAUUCACUGAAACAAGAAGGAAAUGAGUUUGUGAAGAAAGGCCAGUUCCAGGAGGCUGUAAGGACGUACAGUGAAUGCCUGAAGCUGAAGCCAGAGGAAUGUCCCAUCUACACCAACAGAGCACUGUGCUUCCUGAAGCUGGAUAUGUUUGCUGAAGCCAAGCAGGACUGUGACUCCGCCCUGAGGCUGGAGCCAGCCAAUAAGAAGGCCUUCUACAGGCGGGCCCUGGCCCAUAAAGGCCUGAAGGACUACCUGGCGUGCAGCUCUGACCUGCAGGAGGUGUUACAGCAGGAUCCCAACGUAGCGGAGGCUGAGAAGGAGCUGGAGGAGGUCACUCUGCUGCUCAGACAGAGUCUGGCUCAGGGAUCACCUAGCAACCCCAGGAGGACUGUACCUAUCACUGAGGUUGAGGGUACUGAGGAGGAAGACUGGCAGGCUGCAGAGCCAGACAGGACCAAAGCAGCAGAAACAGAGACAGAAGAACCAUCAACAACAUCCACAUCAACCCCAGCCCCACCAGAGAACCAGUGUAGAGGAGGAGGAGGAGGAAGAGGGGAGGAGGAGGCAAUAACCAUCAACCUCCAGCCCUCUAACUCCUAUGAGUUCAACCAGUCCCUGAACGCAGCGCGGGCCCAGUCCAACCUCCCAGCCUGUGCUGAGCUGCUGAGCUGUGUUCCCCCUGAGACUCUGCCUGUCUACCUCAGUAACCAGCUGGAUGGACACACAGUCAGCUUCAUCAUGCAGGCCCUGGACACACAGCUCCUACAGAAGGACCCCAACUUAGUCUACCAGCACCUCACCCACCUACAUACUGCUGACAGGUUCUCGGUAGUUGUGAUGCUGCUAGAGAAGAGUGAACGUGGUCAGAUGACUCGGCUGUUUGACCGUCUGUCUGCUGUGGACAGCGAUACCUUCAGUAAGAACGAUGUGCAGAACCUGGCCAACAAGUACAUCUGACCUCUAACCUCUGACCCUGUCUGGCCUGCUGGGGUCUGUCCCAAAUGGCACCCUAUUCCCUAGUGCACUAUAGAGGGAACAGGGUGCCAUUUGGGACAGUUUUUAGGGCGUGUUCAACAUUGCUGUCGACUUGAAAUACGAGUCGAGACUGCAAAUCACCUUGCAUCAUAAAUAAAUACUCAAUAUUAUUUGUAGGUCAAUCAGUCACAAUUUACCCAUGACACAACAUGGUUUUUAUGUUCUGGAACACGGCCCUUUUCUCUGUCCUGCACCCUCCUGUCCUGCAUGACGCUUCAACAUAACAUACUGGAUCUAUGCAACGUGGCACAACACAGCUCAGAAGCAUUAUGGACCCAAACCAACCUCUCAUGUUCUCUUGAUAUAAUAUCAUAUCUCUACCUACCGUUACUAGGUAUUUCGCUCUCCAAAUACCUUUUUUUACCUGGAACUGUUUUAGUGUUAGUUGACUGGCAGUAUAUAUAAAAAUGCUGUGAACUAUUCAAGCUUUAAGAACAUAGGUCCAAUGUACAGGAUAUCUGCAAGCGUUCCCCUCUGGGUCCAUGUGCUGCAGCCAAGUCCAGUCCCCAGGCUGCAGAACCAUUCAAAUCAGAUAACACCCAUAUCAAUGUGUGACUACUUUCCAGGCUACUUGACUGGCCAAUAGAGGUUGAAUUGUACCGGCCAGAAAUAAACGGGAAGGACAUCAAUUCUAGCUAGAAGGCAUGAUGACUUGACUCGGCUAGCGUCGGCCCAGGGGCUAUUCAGAAAACACUACAGCUUAUCAUCCUGAAAUUAAACUAGAUUCAUGCAUGCUGCAUAUCAGAAUAUUAACCACGCAUAAAACAAUCCAUAAGCACUAUUACCACUGGGGUUCAGGGAGUAUUAACCAUCCAUUCUCUGUCUAGAAAUAAAAUGCUAUUUUGGCA